Athene cunicularia (burrowing owl) is the source of this 2797-nucleotide messenger RNA. RefSeq lists its product as uncharacterized. The record is from RefSeq and is a predicted model, not a curated record. The transcript has 2 exons. The coding region runs from base 669 to 2126 and encodes 485 amino acids. NCBI's taxonomy places the organism in Eukaryota, Metazoa, Chordata, Aves, Strigiformes, Strigidae.
GGUUUAUUGGAGCGUCGGGUGCGUGGAGGAUUUCUCCUCCUAAUGUGCGCGCCGAGGGGAGGAAGCACACGCGUUGGAUACGUGAAAAAAAAUAUUUAUACAAUUCCUGAGAAGUUGCUGCCUGCCUCCGGGACAGCGCCUUGCGAGGCUGCCCCCGCGCACGCAGACUUGCUUAUCUAGUCUGUGCAAAGUUUACACGCAGGAGGCCUGUUAUUCCUAGACCAACGGUUUGAGUCUUCGGUCUCAUCUACAGGAAGCUGAAAAAAAUCAUCCGGCAACAACCAAUCGUUCUCCGGGGACCUUUUAAGGUCUUGCGAGCGGUACGGGGAGGAAUCCUGCCCCGGGGAGGGGGCUGCGAGGACGGUCUGAGCCGUGGGGUCCUCGCCGCCGUGCAUCGCGUGCAGGGGGGAGCACCCAAAGUGCCCCAAAUCCAAGAACCGUUCGGUGACCAACCGGCCUAGGGACCUCCCCCUAGUUAUAUAAAGCCUGCCCCCCCAGUUUGAACCCCUCCUAAAGAACGGGCGGUUCACCGAAGCCUCCUCUAGAAGAGAGGGAGAGGUUGGGGGCGACCCAUCGCGGGACGGCCGUUCCCAGUGGCAGAGUGGAUCGAUAUUUCUGUCGUCUGAUUGAUUUCUGUCGGGGAUAUUUUAGCGCCGUGCUACGGGAGGAUGGAUUGGAAAACCUGUUUGUUCUCCAUCGCCGUCGGGGCAGUGGGCUCGUGGGGAGGAGAAUCCCCCGGUCUAGCCUGGAAGCUGAUCCAAGGGUUUAUGCAUAUUUGGAACCACACGGACCGGGGGAUAUGUGUCGCCCUCCCCGGUUCUGCACCCGAGGGAUUCAAAUUUACAAUGAUCAGUCUAAACUUGACGAAGAUACUGACGAACGAGUUAAACCGUCUCAACAGAAUGGAGGGAAACGCCACGUGGGGGACGACGGAGUCUCCUUUUCUUGAACAGAAGGAGGGGCAACCCUGGAAAAGUAACGGGACGUGGAUCGAACACACGAGGGCUUUGUAUCAGCUCCCAAGCAAUUCAACGUGGGAAGAUUUGUGGAACCAAACUUGUUACCGGUCCUUAACCCCGGAGUCUAGUUCGGAACCAACGAACCCCACCCCUGUUCCCAUUCCGUGCACCAUAGUGCCGUGGUGGGAUUCCCCCUCCGAAAGCGGUUAUUUUGAACACGAAUUCAGCGCGCGCUGGGACGCCGACUGGUGCAUCCACGUCCCUGCCAGCGCAGGGGCAGUGAAGCCGGUUAACGAAACCAGGUACGAGUGGGCUUGGUCUCUGAAACAACUGUUUAACCCCAACCGUCCUCUGUCUGCUGCUUCCGACCUCCCCGACGGGAUGGGGAUCGGGUGGGAGGUGGGCGUCCGGAGCUGCGCCUACAACCAGGUCAGGCUCCCCACCGGGGAGACGCUCUGCUGGAACAGCCGAAAACGCCGGAGCGCUGCCCCGCGCCGCGCCGGCUCCUGGCUGAGCUGUUCCCGAAUACUGAACUGCUCCACCGGAGCGGGUGACCCCUUCGAAACUUGGUAUAUCCCGGAACUGAGGACGUUUAUUCGAGACAUGUGCACUUGCUGGGGUUACCCCAACUACGGCUACCGGAAUGGGGACGAGCGGUGUAACGGCUCCUUCCGAGACCCCAGCGUAGCGCUGUCCUGCGGCAUCCCGGUCACGCACGGCCCGGAUCCGCGGAAGCUCCGGAGCGCGGACGGCAAACAAGAGGAGCUCCCCCGAGACGACCCGUUUGAUUGCUUGCAGGCGCGGUACGCGGCCCCGCGAGGGACGGUCUGGGCGUGCUCCAACGGCAAGUUGUAUUCCCAGUUGAACGUGUACGACAUGGCCGGCCUGCGCUGCUCCAUCGCGCUCCCCUCCACGUGUCCCUCCGGAGCGUUUAAUUUCACAUCUCGCCGCAACAGGAUACAGCGAGAUGUCGGGAGCCCGGCGGACGCCCAGGGAGGGACGGAGGGGACACACACGCCCGAUUCCUACGCAUCGGGACAAACAUUUGCGUUACAAACGGAGGCGUUUUUCGCGCGCCACCUGCGCCGCCUCCACCGCUCCAGAGAAGAACGAGGCCGGCGGCGCCGCGGAGCCGCCUCAAGCGACGCGCCCGGCACAUCGGUUUGACGGGCUCGGCCCCGGCCCCCGGCCGUGCCGAAGCCUCUCGGACUCACGGGGUGGGGGAAAACGCCUUAUAAAUAUCGGUCUUACGAUCUGCUGUGGGUUUUUGGUUUAAGCUGGGCCUUGCAGGGGCUGGAUGUACGCACUCAGACCCUCGAUCUCUUCUCUUUCCUCCCCUCUCUCUCCCCUUUUCUCUCUCAUUAGGCGGACCACGGCUCGUUGUAACCCAGGGGCGAGUUUUGAUGAAGUUCAUGGAUGUCCAGAAGCUUUUGUUGGAAAAUAAACCCUCUGCAGAGGAGGCGGCCUCUCGUGUGGGACGUGCUCUCCCCCAGCCAAGGGAACCAGCGAACACCAGUCGCUCCCUCUCCCGCUGCGGGUCGAGCGGGACGGGACGCCGGGUCCUCUCCCGGGGGUGACAUGGGGCUGGUGUCUGGGGUGGGACUCCCGGGUCCCCUCCCUGAGCCCGCGGGGUGUGGGGGGGAUGAUCGGUGCUGCCCGUGCCACCCUCCGCUCCGGCCAGGCCUCCUCGGCGGGGGCUCGGGCACCACCCUGCUCCUCGCCACCCACCACCUCCCGCCCAGCAGCAUCCCCAGUACGGCCACGCCACGGACAAUCUGCUCGGAGGGGUCCCUGGGGGGGCUGGGACCCUCCCCACGUGCUCUGUGCCUCAGUUUCCC